UUCAGCGUCCCUUCACUCCUCUCAGCUAUCUUUGGUGCAGCAGCGCAGCACGGUGCGAAAGGGCGCACAAGUGUAGUCAGCCAGGGACCCAGCUGAAAUGUCGGAAAGUGGGAGUCAGGAAGCAGCCGGUGCCCCGAAUGACAGCUGCAGCCCGACGAAGCGGGCACCUCGACCGGCCGUCGGCAACAAAGUGACCGUGGUGCUCGGGGCUCAAUGGGGCGACGAGGGAAAGGGAAAAGUUGUGGAUCUGCUGGCACAAGACGCGGACAUGGUGUGCAGAUGUCAGGGCGGCAACAACGCGGGCCACACAGUGGUGGUUGACUCAGUGGAGUACGACUUUCACCUCCUCCCCAGCGGCAUCAUCAACCCCAAGGUCACUGCCUUCAUUGGCAAUGGUGUAGUGAUCCACCUUCCGGGCCUGUUUGAAGAGGCCGAAAAAAACAAAUGCAAAGGAAAAAGUCUAAAAGACUGGGAGAAAAGGUUGAUCAUCUCUGACAGAGCACAUAUUGUGUUUGACUUCCACCAAGCGGUCGAUGGCGUUCAGGAACAGCAGAGGCAAGAGCAAGCAGGCAAGAAUCUCGGGACAACAAAGAAGGGGAUUGGUCCGGUGUACUCGGCCAAGGCAGCGCGUAGCGGUCUCAGGAUAUGUGACCUGCUGGCUGACUUCACUCAGUUCUCUGAAAGGUAUAAAGUAUUGGCCCAGCAGUACAAGGUUAUGUACCCCACUCUGGAGAUUGACAUAGAGGGAGAGCUGGUUAAAUUAAAGGACUACGUGGAGCGGAUCAAGCCCAUGGUGAAAGACGGUGUGCACUACAUGUACGAGGCUCUUCACGGUCCUCCUAAGAAGAUCCUGGUGGAAGGGGCCAACGCAGCCCUCCUGGACAUAGACUUUGGGACAUACCCGUUUGUGACGUCGUCCAACUGCACGGUGGGCGGGGUGUGUACGGGUCUGGGCAUGCCGCCUCAGAACGUCGGGGAGGUUUACGGUGUCGUCAAAGCGUACACCACCAGAGUGGGCAUCGGGGCGUUCCCCUCGGAGCAGAACAACGAGAUCGGAGAGCUGCUACAGACUCGAGGGAAGGAGGUGGGCGUGACCACAGGCAGGAAGAGACGAUGUGGUUGGCUGGAUCUGGUGCUCAUCAAAUAUGCACACAUGAUUAAUGGCUUCACUGCUUUAGCUCUCACCAAACUUGACAUACUUGACGUGUUCGAAGAGAUCAAAGUGGGCGUGGCGUACAAAGUCGACAACAAAUCUAUACCUUACUUUCCAGCCAAUCAGGAGGUAUUGCAGCGUGUGGAGGUCCAGUAUGAGACGCUGCCUGGCUGGAACAGCGACACAUCGGCUGCUAGAAGCUUCGAGGAGCUGCCUGAGAACGCCCAGAAUUAUGUUCGCUUCAUUGAGGAGCAUGUUGGAGUGCAUGUCAAAUGGAUCGGAGUGGGCAAGUCUCGGGAAUCCAUGAUCCAGCUGUUCUAGACAGACGGAGGAGAAACACAAGCAAAGGGGACGCACAGAGGCAAAUCAACUUUACCCUUCUUCCACUCAGCCCCACACACAGCCUACCUACCAGUCUCAACGCUCCGACAGAGACACGACCAUCAUUUCUGUACUUAUUACUUUACACCAGUGUAUCAUCAGACUGUUACGGACCGGACCUCAGACUCCCAUCAGACUCACCUCCCUGUAUGAGUGGUUCCCAACGUCUCCAUCUGGAUUUUUGACAGUUUUAAACUUUAGGCGUUCCCUGGUCAAGUCCCUCUUUAAUAUGUCCCCGUUUAUAUCGUAGCCACUUAUUUCAGACAUACUACACACUCGGCAACACCAGCUGCCAUCAGGUCUGAGAGAGGACAUGAGGGAAUGGACUCAACACACUAGGGGAUCACUGCCCGGAGCAACUGCCCACAGAUGUUUGGUUGGUCAAACUUUGUUCAAGUGUAUUUUUGUUAAUCUAUGGUGUGUUUUAAAUGCGCAGUGCCAGUCCGGUGUAAACCAGUUACUAAGUUAAAAUAAGUUUUAACCUUGGCACUUCGGACUAUAUCUGCUUUAUGUUUUAUUCUGCCAGGUAUACAACGCAUCCUGACUUGAUAAAGGGAUCCUUUAAUAUUUUAAAUGUGUCUUUUUGUAUUUGUCUUUUCGUCGUCAGACAAAUGUUAAAGACUUGUUAUAUUGCCUUGACAUUCAACCAAAAAAUUUGCUUUUAAAUUUCUUGUAGCGAGCGAUUGCUUACACUGAAUGCUGCUGAUGAAAUGUUGACGUACAUCUUCCCAUACUGCGAAGAGGCUCAUGUUUUUCAGUUUAAUUUUUAGCAGGUGAGUUUUCCAUGAACCAGCACAGAGGGUCUGGUGUAACUAUCACUUUUUUCACAUGAAAAUCAAGUCAUUAGGCCAGCAUCUGUCCACUCAUAUUUCCAUUAUGCCAUGUUCACACCAUACGGGAUGGAUGGUAGAGAUGUGAAAGAUCUUCAUUUUAACAACGUAGGCGUUUAACGUGAUCCAGUAAAUCAAAAUGGUUGUGUGGUUGCAGAAUUCAUCAUGUGACGGUUAAAAAAAAUACUGUGCAUUAACAAUAUAACACUAUAUUCAUUAAAUUUGGGUUUAAUUACA
Molecule: messenger RNA, 2601 nt
Organism: Xiphias gladius (swordfish)
Lineage: Eukaryota; Metazoa; Chordata; Actinopteri; Istiophoriformes; Xiphiidae
Gene: adss2
Product: adenylosuccinate synthase 2
Exons: 13
Coding region: 98-1474 (458 amino acids)
Biological process (GO): 'de novo' AMP biosynthetic process; IMP metabolic process
Cellular component (GO): cytoplasm
Molecular function (GO): adenylosuccinate synthase activity; GTP binding
Source: RefSeq, a predicted model, not a curated record